Messenger RNA from Porites lobata, 3765 nucleotides. The record is from the annotation of a GenBank genome assembly. NCBI's taxonomy places the organism in Eukaryota, Metazoa, Cnidaria, Anthozoa, Scleractinia, Poritidae.
AUGAAUACUGCAGACCUUAGCGAUGCUUACAACGACAUUCUACAGUAUGUGGAGCCGAAUUUAUUCCAAAAUUACGGAGGGAACGUCAAGUUUGGUGGCAUGAUUUCUACAGUGAAGUGCUACGAAGACAAUGUUCUUGUGAAACAAGCUUUAAGUGAGCAAGGAAACAAACGGGUGAGAGAAGUGGGUGGCUCAGUUACAAAUGAGUGCCAUUAAAUUUAAUUCUGUAGUUCUAACGGGGUCAUGUAGGGAUAUUAUGAUACGUGGUUUGUGUAUAUAAAAAUAAAUAAAUAAUAAUUAUUUAUUUCCUAUUUCCUGACCAUCUGAUGCCCUUAUUAUUUUUACAACGACGUUUACACAGGGGCACCCAACGAGAAUAUAGUUUGAAACCACUUAAACAUAGCACUGUUAAACGUAUUUUAGUAUUUAAACAGUAGAUAUAGGCAUAUUCCUAUCCCCUACAAAUUUCUCACCUAUUCGGAUUUCCUAGCUGAAAGUCUAAUGAUCCGAAAAUUAUAGGGAUCAAAACUUACCUUUUCGAAAAUUUCAGCCAGAAAAAAGGCUCCCGAAAAUUCUAACUGACCUUUUUACAGGAAAAAUCCAAUAAAAAUGGACAAUUACUGUAAAAUUCAGAAAAUAAGCCCCUCAUGUAUAAGCCCCUCCAAAUAUAAGCCCCCCAAAAUCGUGACGCAAAAAUCCCUGCGUUAAAUCGCCCCUCCGAAUAUACCCCCCCCCGAGAGGCUUGUACUUGGAAUUUGCCCUCAAAUACAAAGCAAAACGAAGAAAAAAUUGUAAAUUUCCUUCCCUCUACUAGCUAGCCCAAUCAAUAAGCCUCUCCAAAUAUAAGCCCCUCCAAAAAUAAGCCCCUCAAAAAGGGCCUUUGAAAAAUAUAAGCUCUUGGGCUUAAUUGUUUUCAGAAUUUUAGAGUAUACCAUUUUGAAAAUUCUAGAAGAGACAUGCAGGCAAGCAACAAAUUUUACAAAAUAUGUUCCGAAAAUUCUAGAUCUCAAAUCGUCUUCCUAACAGAUAUUUUCCGAAAAUUGACAUUGAGUGCCCCUAGUUUACAAAUCCCCCACACCCAAGAACAAGAGAUUUCUUUGCAAAGAGCUACCAUUGCCCCUCUCCUUGGGGGAACAGUUAAAAAGUUCAAUGGUCUUUUUCUAUAGAGUUGUGAUUUAAAGGUUUCAUAAAAAGUAACCAAGUAAAAUGCACCUUAGACUGCAAAACAGUCCGUAUUUUUGCGUAUUCAAGUACGCGCAAGCAGUCAAACAAAAGUUCUGGAACGAGGCUGAAAACAGAGAGCGAGACUGGGGACUGGAGACGGGCGUGUGAGGCUCGCGCGCUUCGCAGACGCAAGACUCUUACGCCACGCUUUACCGACUUCUUUACUGAUUUUGAGAAAAAAACCGACUGUUUUGCAGUCUAAAUGCACCUGUAUACUGCAUGUGAUAUUAAAAGUUUAGGUAACUUUGCUAAGUCAUUGUAUUGGAAAGGAAAAGUAUUCUUCAUGUAGGAUUCGUUGUAUAUUUUGCUUUUUUGAUGGCUAGGGGCAUUGCAUGUCCUGUGGGUCUUUCCCUGGAGAUCCUACAACAAGAGUGCAAAAGCGAUCCACUCUCCCUGUCCCAGACUAAAGAUUUGCAGCAAAUGUCAUCAAUUCGUGCUUGUUUCCCUGGGAUCGACCCGCUGGGGUGGCCACUGAAAAAUGCGUAAUAAACAUUCAGAGGUCUCCAAAAGUUUUUCCGAGUACAGUAUUUGCCUAGGAUUCAGGGUUUCAAAACAAAAUGGGGGCAAGAUUCAAGGUUAAUAAUAAUAGUAAUAAUAAUUCUUAAAUUAUCCUCUAGCUCUCCCCUCGUGAAGCUUUUCAGGGAAAGUGAAGCAAACAAUUUAAAUGGAAUAUAACAUGGUUAAGAAUCCCAACUGUUUGGAGGCAAAGCAGUUGACUAUUUUACAAGACAGUGUGGCCGAGGAGUUGAACUCUGACUACUGAGAACAAGGGGGCCUCUGAAAAAUAAGUGCAACGCCCUAACUGCUUGGCCACGCCGCCUCCUUUCAAGUAUGCACCAGAUCGGGAUUAGGGGAUGGAGCAAAAAUUUGGGUCAGAAUGAUGGGAUUGAAGUAUCGGCAUUAUUUUGGACCCUGUAUGUACAUACAUUAACCUUGAAUGUGGCUUAUUUAUGCACAAGAAGAAGGAAAUUCUGCAAAUCCAUACCUGGGAAUAUGGGUUAUUAGAUUAGGACUGCCUUCUAAAUGAAGCUACAGUGAUUCCAUAGUGCAUAGGCCCUUUUUUGUGUGUCACGCUCACUUUGGUCUCUGCCCUGUAUCAUUGGUAUAGAGCUGACCUAUUUAUUGUCCACAACAACAGCAACAACAGCAACAACAAUUUAUUGUACCCACAGCAAGAUAGUAAAGUUAUUUUACAAGUUAUUAGAUUAAUUAAUUAAAUAAAAGGGGUACUGACUUCCUGAAAUAACUAAAAGGUUAAAAAGGUCUAGAAGCCAGGUUCAGUUAGAUGAUAAGUUUAUGGCAGAGGUACAGCAUGGCAACAUAUAUGAUAACAGGGACUAGGUAAGGCGAGUGGCUCAUCACAGGCUCCAAACACCAAGAAACAGAUGAAAGCAUGAGGCCUGAAGCCAAUUGCUUUCUUCUGUUUCAAGGUGUUUGGAACCCAUGAUGAAGCAUGAAGCAUGAGGUUUUGACAUGAAACAAUAAGAAAUUAUGCAGAGACAUUUAUCUGGUAUUGCAUUGUUUCCAUGAGUUGUGUUAAUCAAUAAAACACCUCACUGAAAUGCAAGUGUUUGAUCUCAGAUGAAAAACAUGUAUCAUCUCAGAUCAAAUACCGGUGGUAUUUUUUAUCUGGUGUUUCAGUACGUAUCAAGAUUCAUCCAUGUGACCCAAAUGGUCGUCUUUUAUUGGCUUUUGACUGCAUGAAUGAUUAAUAAGUUUCAGUGGCAGGGGGAUCCAGACCUUCAGAUAAGGGAGAGGGGGGAUGGUCAUCCAGACCCUGAGAUAAGGGGGGAGGGUGGUCUCCAAAAAAAAAUUUUUUGGAGACGAGUCCCGGUCUAAAAAUAAAUGGGGCGGGGACAGGCCCCUUCCCUGGAUCUGUCACUGAGUUAAUUACAACUGUAGUUCUCAUUUUCCGUGUUUCAUUUCCUUUUCAGGUCCUUGUUGUAGAUGCAGGAGGUUCAUUGAGAUGUGGCAUGUUAGGUGACAACCUUGCCGCAAUGGCUGUCAAAAACAACUGGGCGGGAGUGUUGAUGUAUGGCUGUAUACGGGACUCCGAAGAAAUUGGACAAAUGAAGUUGGGUGUUAGAGCUUUGGGAACAAUGCCUUUGAAGUCCAUAAAGAAAGGCCAAGGGGAAAGAGACAUUACAGUGCGCUUUGCCGGAGUGAACUUUACACCCGGACACUAUGUUUACUCAGAUCUUGAUGGUAUUAUUGUAUCACCUAAAGAACUUACCCUUCCUCCUCCAAAGUUGUGAUUUCUAAUGAAGGACAAUGAUUUUUCUAGGAAUAAUUAACUAAGCUAAAAAUGAUUUAACCGUUUGACUCUCGCUCUAGUGAGAUAAUUUGUUCCUGACUCUGAAUUUUUACGCUGUGGAAAAAAUUGUGAGGUGUUGCCCUUCAAAUAGAUGCCCCUCAUCUUCUUAAGUAAUCAUCUCUUUUCUGAAAGAAGACACCCCCUCCCUACACUGUGAAGUUUGUAUCAGCCUCCUUUAACAAAUGACCCCUGUCUUAUAGAUGCUAGCCUGUCGGGAGGGGAAGGGG